Molecule: messenger RNA, 1753 nt
Organism: Echinops telfairi (small Madagascar hedgehog)
Lineage: Eukaryota; Metazoa; Chordata; Mammalia; Afrosoricida; Tenrecidae
Gene: RUVBL1
Product: RuvB like AAA ATPase 1
Exons: 11
Coding region: 62-1360 (432 amino acids)
Biological process (GO): regulation of transcription by RNA polymerase II; box C/D snoRNP assembly; chromatin remodeling
Cellular component (GO): R2TP complex; Ino80 complex; Swr1 complex
Molecular function (GO): DNA helicase activity; ATP binding; ATP hydrolysis activity
Source: RefSeq, a predicted model, not a curated record
UAACCCGGGUUCCCUGCGUGUGGUACUCGCGGCUGCUUCACUCACGGUCCGCGUCUGCAAGAUGAAGAUUGAGGAGGUGAAGAGCACCACGAAGACGCAGCGCAUCGCCUCCCACAGCCAUGUGAAGGGGCUGGGCUUGGAUGAGGGCGGCUUAGCCAAGCAGGCGGCCUCGGGGCUUGUGGGCCAGGAGAACGCGCGAGAGGCAUGCGGUGUGAUUGUAGAAUUAAUCAAAAGCAAGAAAAUGGCUGGAAGAGCUGUCUUGUUGGCAGGACCUCCUGGAACUGGCAAGACAGCUUUAGCUCUGGCUAUUGCCCAGGAGCUGGGGAGUAAGGUCCCUUUCUGCCCAAUGGUGGGGAGUGAAGUUUACUCCACAGAGAUCAAGAAGACAGAAGUGCUGAUGGAGAAUUUCCGCAGGGCUAUUGCAGACAGCCAGACCAUCGCCGCCUGUCGCCUCACCUGCACCCCAGCCAGGCCGAAGCAGAACCUGAAAGUGCUGCUGGCGCUGGACCCUAGCAUUUUUGAGAGUUUGCAGAAAGAGCGAGUCGAGGCUGGAGAUGUGAUUUACAUUGAGGCCAACAGUGGGGCAGUGAAGAGGCAGGGCAGGUGUGAUACUUAUGCCACAGAAUUUGACCUUGAAGCUGAAGAGUAUGUACCCUUGCCAAAGGGGGAUGUGCACAAGAAAAAAGAAAUUAUCCAGGAUGUGACCUUGCAUGACUUGGAUGUGGCCAAUGCCAGGCCCCAGGGGGGACAAGACAUCCUGUCCAUGAUGGGCCAGUUGAUGAAGCCAAAGAAGACAGAAAUCACAGACAAACUUCGAGGGGAGAUUAACAAGGUUGUGAACAAGUAUAUUGACCAAGGCGUUGCCGAGCUGGUCCCAGGCGUGCUGUUUGUUGAUGAGGUCCAUAUGCUGGACAUUGAAUGUUUCACCUACCUGCACCGGGCCCUGGAAUCGUCUAUUGCCCCCAUUGUCAUCUUUGCAUCCAACCGAGGCAAUUGUGUCAUCAGAGGCACGGAGGAUGUCAUCUCUCCUCACGGCAUCCCUCUGGAUCUUCUGGACCGCGUGAUGAUCAUCCGGACCAUGCUGUACACGCCACAGGAGAUGAAGCAGAUCAUUAAGAUCCGAGCCCAGACAGAGGGCAUCAACAUCAGCGAGGAGGCGUUGAAUCACCUCGGGGAGAUUGGUACGAAGACCACUCUGAGGUAUUCGGUACAGCUGCUGACCCCAGCCAACCUCCUGGCUAAGAUCAAUGGGAAGGACAGCAUCGAGAAGGAGCAUGUGGAGGAGAUCAGUGAGCUCUUCUAUGACGCCAAGUCCUCAGCCAAGAUCCUGGCCGGGCAGCAGGACAAGUAUAUGAAGUGAGCUGGCCCGGGCUUCCGCAAGGAGAGACUGGUGGCCGGCCUGGCCCGGCCCAGCUGGUGCAGGAGCUUGCCCUGGGCGGGGCUUCUUCACACAAAGGCCCGGCAGGCAGCAUUGCCAGUUCAGUGUGGAGAGCAUUGCUUUUUAAAUUAUCACACCUUCUCCUGUGGCUGCUUUCAAGGAAUCCUUCCUUACCUGAUGUCUUUUCUGAUAAAGUUUUAUAGGUUGUUUGGAUGUUCUCUCUUUAAAACAUUUUCUUUAAAAAAUUUUGUUAGAGCUGUUUAGCUGUACAGAAUUAUUGACAAGAGUGGUGUGUACUCAGCAUUUGCUAGUGUUAACAUUGUGCAUUAGGAUGGUCGUUUAUCACAAAUAAAGAACCAAUGUUAAUAGAUACUA